Messenger RNA from Scleropages formosus (Asian bonytongue), 2112 nucleotides. Its product is annotated as transcription factor MafB-like. NCBI's taxonomy places the organism in Eukaryota, Metazoa, Chordata, Actinopteri, Osteoglossiformes, Osteoglossidae. Gene Ontology annotation, molecular function: RNA polymerase II cis-regulatory region sequence-specific DNA binding; DNA-binding transcription factor activity, RNA polymerase II-specific. The record is from RefSeq and is a predicted model, not a curated record. Gene Ontology annotation, cellular component: nucleus. The transcript has a single exon. Gene Ontology annotation, biological process: regulation of transcription by RNA polymerase II. Bases 285 to 1241 code for a protein of 318 amino acids.
CUCUCUCGCUCUCUCUCUCUCACACACACACACACACACACACACACACAUUGCUUUGUCAGUCCCGCAAGCGCACUCCAUUCUCCAAACUCCAGCUGCUUGUUUUUCCAGCACUUCGCGCUCCUCAUUCCUUUCAGCACUAUUUUAGCAUUUUGUCUUUUUUUGUAGUUUUUUUUUUGUCUUUUUUUACGGUCACAUAAAGAGACGUUGCGCUCCGGCGCGCUGCUCUAUGGGACAGCUGUAAGUAAAGUAGGUGCUCACCGGCAGUGGAGACACCAGGGGCCAUGAGCGCGGACCAGGUGGCGCGUCCGGGGCUCGCGCACAGCCCGCUCGUGCUGGACUACGCCGGCGACUUGGACUUCUCCAGGUUCGACGUGAAGAAGGAGGCGCCGAUGGUGUUGUUGGGUCGCGGCCCCUCGGGACUCUGCGGCCGCACGCCGCCCGCGGGCUCCGUGGGCUCCACCCCCGGCAGCACCCCGUGCAGCUCCGUGCCCUCCUCCCCCAGCUUCAGCGCCACGGACCCGCGGAACCACGUGGAGGAGCUGUGCUGGAUGCCCGGCGGCGGCGGCGGCGGCGGCGGCUACCCCCAGCCCAUAGACCCCCAGGCCCUGGGACUCACCCCGGAGGACGCCGUGGAGGCUCUGAUAGGCGCGCACGCGCCGCUCUCACACGUCCUCCAGCAGCUCGAGCCGGAGGACUUCAAGAGCUAUCGGGAGCACGGCCACGCGCACGCCGCGCAGCACCACGCGCCGUACCUUGGGGUCGCCCAUCACGCCGGCGAGCUGCCCGGACACCCGCAGCACCCAGAUAGCCCGUGCGCGACCGCGCAUCAUCAGCCGCUCCAUCACUGCCUGCAGCAUCAGCAUCGCUGCGAGCCCCAGCAGCAUCCCCACGGCGGCGCGCAACCUCGCCCGGAGCAGCGCUUCUCGGACGAGCAGCUCGUGUCCAUGUCGGUGCGCGAGCUGAACCGCCAGCUGCGCGGCUUCACCAAAGAGGAAGCGGUGCGCGUGAAGCAGAAGCGGCGCACGCUCAAGAACCGCGGGUACGCGCAGUCCUGUCGCCACAAGCGCGUGCAGCAGAAGCACGUGCUCGAGCACGAGAAGUCGCACCUGCUCGACCAGGUGGAGCAGCUCAAGAUAGAGAUCGGACGCCUGGCGCGCGAGCGCGACGCCUACAAGCAGCGCUGCGAGAGUCUGGGCUGCGCGAGCGGCGGACCUUCCUCGCCGGAGUUCUUCGUGUGAGGAGCCCCUAAAAGUGACGCAUUUGAUCAGGGAUUCGUAAAAAAAAUUCAAAAGGAAGACUAUGUGACGCUGGAGGGUGGAGGUGGGAGUGGGGGGUGCAUUUUUUAGGGGACCCCCAGAGUGCGUGCGGAGAGGGAUGAAGAAGAUGUGCGCUUCUUUGUGCACGAAUAUGAGAGCCUCCGCUCUGCCCGGGUAAAGAGUGGUCACGAGGCGGGUUCCUCACCUGUGUCACCUGUGACAGAGAGGAGGGCUGUGGGAAAGUGGGGGACGGGACGGGGGGGGGGACGGGCAUCCAGCAUCCACUCACGGGACACCUCCAGCCUGCACGUGUACGGCAAACUUGUGUCCGUCUCCACCGUUGACUGUCCCAGGACGUGACGAAAUCGGACAGCGCCAGUGGCUCCACGUCCUCCAGUCUAAUGUGAAGGUGUUUGGAAACCAGAGCAGUGAAAGCAGGACCUGGUGAGAGGAGCUAUGGUGGAGCAAAGGAAAACACGACGUCAGUUGUGCUCCUGUGGUCACUCAUAAUCCAAGAGUGAGAUUUCAUUUGCACAUAAAUACCUCUGAAUUCGACCACUUUUGGCACAAGUUAAUUCGUCUCCUUUUCCCGUUGUAAACAUUUCCAUUUCAUAAACACACCAACAUAAAACUCAAAUCUGUAGCAGGAAAGACUUACUAUAAUUCCACUUUUUGUAUGAUGUUGAGGAGUUUUAAUACUUAGUGGAAAGUUGUGUUGUUUGGUGUCUCUUUUUCUGCAGGUCAGUUAAAAGGAAAAGACAAAACGGUUGUUAAAGAAUAUUAAGGAUAGAAAUAUGUUAUGUUUAUAUUUUAUCAACAUAAAAAGGUUUAGUUGUUGAUUGUUGAUUUUCAG